GCGGAGUAGUACGAAAGCUUUAUUUAGCUUCUUGUGGUUUUUGAUAAAGAAGAUUAAAAAAAGAAAUGAGACGUUGGCGUUUGUUGAUGUUUCUGUUCAUCACUGAGCUGAUUUACAAAACACAAGGUUUAAAUAUUAACUGUGAGUUUAGUGUCAAAGAAGUAGUUAAUGUUGGAGAGGCUUAUGUUUGUGAAAUCAAAGAAACAACAGUUGUGGAAGAGAAUGAUUUGGUAGCUUCUGUGAGUGGGGAGCAUCUUCCGGGAAAAUACAACGAGGAUGUCGAAGCUUUAAUUGCUGAAAAUCAAAAGAUUUAUUAUCUUCCUUCGGAAAUUGAAAAUUUCUUUCCAGCUCUUCAGAGUAUUAGCAUUUUGAACUCUGAACUCAAGAAAGUAUCAAUGGAAAAUCUGAAAUGGUUUCCAGAUUUGGUGGCUUGUGAUUUUAGUGGCAAUCUUAUUGAAUCACUUGACGAAAAUAUGUUUGCAUUCAACGCUAGACUUAAAUAUGUUUUAUUCAAUUCUAACAAUUUGAGAAAUAUAAAUUCAAACGUUUUCGAUUCGCUGAAUGAACUAGAAGUAGUCGAUUUGAGAAACAACAUAUGUAUUGAUGAAUCAUACGAAAGAUUAGAAGACAUUUCUACAUUGAAGAAGCACAUUGAAGAAAAAUGUACACAGGAAGACCAUGAAAAUAAUAUGAUUUAUGAUUUAAACUCCUCUGAUAAGAAUUUGGAUGAGGGAAAUGUUCCAGAAGAUAUCACGAGAAAAGUUAUGAAAACUUCCAUUGUAAAUUUAAUCGACAAUGAAAAUUCUGAAAUGGUUGAAAAUAUGGAUUUAAUUUGUGAAUUUAAUGAAACAUUUUGGGAAUAUUCUGAAGCAAUUUUAUUGACAUGCAAUAUCCAAAACCAGCCAAUUAAAUUUCUUGGAAUGAAGCUUAAGUUAUCUCCAGAAAACGCUGAUAAAAUCGAAGGCCUCAAUUUCAAUAGAAACACAAAUAUGAAAUAUCUUCCUGUGGAAAUUGCAGAAGUUUUUCCCAAUCUUCUUGAGAUUUCCGCCAAAGAUUCAUAUCUCGAAUCAAUUUCAAACAAUAAUUUUAAAGGACUUCAUAAAUUAAAAAAUCUUUUCUUGGAAUCGAAUGACUUAAAGAUAAUUGAAAGUCAAACUUUCGAAGGACUCUUCAGCCUUGAAGAACUCGAUCUCAGUGAUGGUGACAUUCAUUUUAUUGAAGAAGCUUCGUUUAAUCAUUUACCUGCUCUAAGGAAUUUAGAUUUGAGUGCAAAUAAAUUGAAAUUUCUGGAAGCAAAGAUAUUUAAAGGAUUACCAGAGUUAUUGAAUAUCUCACUUGAACUAAAUCAUUUGAGUGAUUUAGACGAUAAUUUGUUUAGUUCCAACACGAAAUUGAAAAAUAUUUUAUUGAGUAACAACAAUCUUGUUAGUGUGUCACCUAAUGUUUUUGAAGGAAUGAAUAGUCUUUCAUCUGUGGAACUCGAAGGAAACGAAUGCAUUGAUGGAAAUUUCGAUUCAUCUAAUUUCACAUUCAUGAAGAGAACUUUGGAAGAAGAUUGUUCAUCUAUUGUCAUAAUUCAACGAGUUCUAAGAAAGAAAACUAUUAAAAGAAUUGGAGAUGGCCAACUGAUUGAAGUUGAAGAAGGAAUCAGACAUGAAUAUCAAUUUGAUGAUGAUGAACAUUUAUUCUCAAUUGUUCAAGAAGUUCAAAUGGUUCCAAUUGAACAGACCUCUAAAGUUCCUGAAAUUGUAUUCACAGAAGCGCCACAUGUUCAGGUUGAAGUAAAUCUCGAGAAUGAUCUUACAGAGAAAAGAGUUUCUUGCGCAUAUCUCGACUUGUAUUGGGCUUUUUCAAAUCAAAUUUUAAAAACUUGUGUAAUUAAAAAUAAGACCAUUGAUUCAAAAGGAUUCAGAAUUACUGAAUCUAUCGAGAAUUCGGAAGUGGAAGUGUUAAGUAUUGUUGAUGGAAAGAAGAUUAAAUACCUCCCGUAUAAUGUUGCUGAAGUGUUUCCCAAGCUGAUACAAUUUUCAGCUCGUAACUCGUCUUUAGUUUUUUUAUCAGCAAAAACUUUUGAAGGUCUCGAAUCUCUCAAGAGUUUAAAUUUAGCAAAUAACAAUAUAAAAUCUAUUGAACCUGGAAUUUUCGAUGACCUCAAAAGAUUAGAACGACUUGAUUUGCGAAAUAAUAAAAUGGAAUACAUCGAUGAGACAAUUUUUCAAGGAUUGAAAUCGCUAAAAGCUUUAAGACUUGGUGGAAACAAAUUUCAUUUUAUUCAUUCAAAAAUAUUCCGAUCGUUGCCAAAUUUACAAAACAUUUCUUUGAGUGAUAAUCAGCUGUCAACAAUUGAUGAAAAUCUUUUCAAAACAAAUCGAAGGCUCAAAAAUGUUUGGAUUCAAAAUAAUAAAUUGAAAUCGAUAAGCCCAAAUGUUUUUAAUAGCGCAAGAAAUAUCGAAUACGUUGAUCUUCGUGAUAAUAAAUGCAUAGAUUCGUUUUAUGAAAGUUCUUCGUUUGAAAAUAUGAGAAAAGAAAUUCUGCAAAAAUGUGGGGCCGGAUAUGUUAUAAAGCGUAGACAUCAAGUUCCAAAGGAUCAUAAUUUCGUUGAAGAACAAAAGAAUAUUGUGAAGAAAAAAAAGAUCAAAGAAAAGUCAAAAGAGGUAGAAAUAAAAGAAGUUGGAUGUGAAUAUGAAGACAUUUUUUGGCCAAGCCUCAAUGAGACUUUAUUCACAUGUAUUUUAAUUAAAGAAGAAAAUUUAGAUCAACCAGGAUAUCAAAUUGUUCCGAAUAUAAAUUUCUUUGCUCUACCUCUUAUUGAUGGUGACACUGUGCAAGCAUUCAAAUUUACAGACAACAAAAUGGUUGAAUUCUUGCCUGACAAUAUAAGCGAGUCAUUUCCAAAUCUCAUUGCAAUUAAUGGUUCCGGAAGUUCUCUCACUUCAAUUUCUAAAACGAAUUUUAAAGGUUUGAAAUAUCUCAAAUCUCUCGAUUUAACUGACAUCAAUAUCAGAGAUAUCGCAUCAGAUUCCUUUGAUGAUUUGACGACAUUGGAAGAACUAUUGAUUGAUAAUAGCGUUUUAGAUGAAACAAAUGAGAAAUUAUUUGAACAUCUUUCAACUCUCAAAAUAUUAAAAUUAAUUGGAAAUAGAAUGAAAAAAGUAAAUCCAGAUUUUUUCACAAACUUAAGUACAUUAAUUGAAGUUUCUAUUGAUAUGGACACAGAAAAUACUCAAAAAAUUUCAGAGGAACUUUUAAAAAGAAAUGAAAACGUCAAAUCAAUAACAAUUCAAGGUGAAAUUAUUUAUCCAUAUAAAGCACAUUCAACAACGACGGAAGUGUCAGAAAAUCUUGAGGAACCAGAGAAGAAAUUUGAAGGAGCUCUCAAUGAGGUUGAAUGUGAAUUCCUUGAAAUGAUUUCUACAUUUACGAAUGAAAGCUUGUUUACAUGCUUAAUAUCUGAUGUUGAUCCACUGCUCACGAGCUAUUCUAUUAUAAAUGAUCAAAAACUGAAGAGUGUGAAAAAAGUAAGCUUUGAUAACAACCAAAUAGAAAGAAUUCCUGAAAAUCUUUCAUCUUUCUUCCCCCAACUUAUUGAAAUAUCGGCAGUGAACAGCAGCAUUAUUGAAAUUGAUGGAAACUCAUUCAUAGGUCUUCGCAAUUUGAAAUCAUUGGAUCUUUCAGGAAACAAACUAAAACACAUUGAACCAGAAACUUUCAAUGGAUUAGAAUCUCUUGAAAAUUUAGAUUUGAGUUACAAUGACAUGGAGUUUCUCGAGGAAGAUAUUUUUAAUGACUUGAAGAAUCUUAAAAACGUAAAUCUCGAAUCUAAUAAAUUGCAUUAUUUACAUCCUAAAACCCUGCAUCUAUUAAAAUAUUUGGAAGUUAUAAAUAUUGACAACAACUUUUUAUCAGUUCUGGAGCCAUCCUUACUAAAGCAUAACGUUAAACUCAAGAUGAUUUCUCUCAACAACAACAAAAUUGAAUCAAUUGAUCCAGAAAUCAUGAAAUAUUUGAAUAAUAUUGAAAUUGUGAGUCUACAAAAUAACAAUUGUAUUAACGGAACCUUUGAGCAAUCAACGAUGUCUGAAUUGAAAGAUGAAAUUGAAGCUAAUUGUGUGACUGAAAAGAAAAAUGAAGUUGAAAAAUAUUUAGAAUUGGAGUGUGAAUUCGAUGAAGAUGCUGAUUUAUGUUCUGUAGAUGAUCAAGCAGUUGAUCAUCCUUCGUAUUCAAUUAAAAUGUUGACACGUCCAAAUAGUUUCAAUGCAAAUGUUAAUCAUGUUAGAAAUAUUUCAUUUCAAGGUCCCAACAUUAAAUACCUUCCUUAUGGAAUGUUUGAAAUGUUCCCAAAUAUUGAAGAAAUUUCAGCUUCUAAUUUGGCUUCAAUAUCAAGAAGAAAUUUUGCUAACUUGGAAUAUCUCCAAGUGUUGAAACUUAAAACAUCGAAUAUUGAUUCAGAUUCUUUUGAAAAUUUGAAUGAUCUUAAAUAUUUGCAGCUUGAAACUGAAAGACAGUCAAUCGAUGAUGUGAAUCUUUCUGACCUUUCAUCACUCAAGACUUUUCAAUUGAAAGCUGAAAAUAUAAAAACAUUAAAUCCUUUUAUGUUGAAUACGUUGCCGGAACUAGUUGAACUGAUAAUUGAUAUCAAUUCUGAUCCCGAAUCUGAUGAAAUUCACCAACUUACACAAAAUUUAAUCAUAAAUAACCGAAAAUUAAAACUGAUUAUAAUUAAUGGAAAAAUAAUCAAAAACACGACGGAUGAAGAAGUUGAAUUUUUGCCAGCAAAUAUUGGCAAAACAUUGCCAAAUCUUGUUCAACUUUCUGCAGAAAAUUCUUCAAUUAUGAUGAUACUUAAAGAUGACUUUGAAGAUUUAGAGAAGCUGAAAUUUUUAGACUUAUCGGGGAAUAUGAUUGAAAACAUUGAGUCGGAAACUUUCAAUGAUGUCGGCUCUCUGGAAGAAAUUGAUUUGAGUAAUAACAAAAUUCAUCAUAUUCACAAAGAUGCUUUUCCAUAUUUGGAGAAAUUGAAUUCGAUUAUGUUGAAUGAAAAUCAAUUGAGUUUCCUCCAUCCGAACGUGUUUUCUAAACUUCCAGGGUUAAUGAUACUCAAAUUGGAGGGUAACAAUUUGUCGCAAUCCAUCCAAGAUGAAUUGUUUAGAAAAAUGUUUAAUUUAGAAAGCACAGAAGCUCUUAAACCGGAAACAAUCAUUUCCUCAAUUACUUUACGACCAUAUGAAAGUAGCAAUGAAGCUCCUUGUUCAUUCAAAGACAUUUACUGGGAUUAUGGCGGAUAUCCACUAUUCACUUGUCAGUUGACAGAUUUCAACAAUCAAAAUGUUAAACCUUCACCACUGAAUAAAAAAGUUACAAAUCUUCAAAUCGAUGGCAAAAACGCUUUCUCUAUCCCCCAGAACUUUGUAAAAGAGUUUCCAAAUUUAAUUUCGAUUUCAUUAACAAAUACUUCGCUAAAAUUCAUUCCGAAUAAUUUGUUUAAUCUGAAAAGUUUGAUAAUCAAUUCGCAUAAAAUUAAAUUUAUUGAUCCGAAUGCUUUUUAUCAUUUGGAAGGAUUAGAAGAACUCAUUUUGAAAGAUAAUCAGAUAAAAGAACUUGCUGAAUCAACAUUUGAUAAACUGAAGAAUCUUCGUGUUCUUAAUUUAAGUGGAAACUCACUCACAACUAUCCCCGAUAGUAUUUUUGAUAACUUAUUGAAGUUACAAAAUAUUUCCUUAGAGAAUAAUAAAAUUAAUAAAAUCGAUUCUCCAAUUUUUAAAUACAAUUCCAAACUCGAGCAUGUUUGGCUUAAGGACAACAAUUUGAAGGCUUUACAUCCACGAAUAUUUGACAAUCUCCCACUUUUGAAACAAAUUUGGUUGGAAGGAAAUGAUUGUAUUAAUGAAAAUUUUGAUCGAAAUAAUAUUUCUCAAAUUCAGUUUGCUAUUAUGAGAAGAUGCCAGCAAGUAGCAGAGAUUGUUGAAAACAAAAUCUUCAGAUCUGACACGAAGCCAAGCAUUCCCAAAACUUAUGUUCAAGAGACGGGCCGUGACCAGAAGUUGUCAUGCAAUUUCGAUUAUAUUAAAUGGAAUGAUGUCAUAAUUUAUAAUUGUGUAUUAAAACUACAAGUCAACUAUCAUCCCAACAUGGAAUUUGAACAUUCUACAGAUUUAAUUUAUGUUCAAGGAAUUCAAAUUGACAAUCAGAAAAAUAUGAAAACUUUGCCAAGGAAUAUCGGAAAAACUUUUCCAGAACUUUUAAAAUUUUCUGCUCGAAAUUCUUCAAUUUUGUCGGUUGAGCCACAAAAUUUUAAUGACUUAAAUAAACUUCAAUUUAUUGAUUUAUCAAACAAUAAAAUUGAAAAUAUCGACAGUGGUACUUUUGACAACUUAAAUUCACUUAAGGAACUCGAUUUGAGUUAUAAUCAAAUCAAAAAUAUUGCAAAACGGAGUUUGCCAAAGACUUUGGAAAUAUUAAAAGCUGAUCGAAAUCGACUUGAAUCGUUGUCACCAGAAAUACUAGAAAACUUAAGUAAUCUCAAAGUUUUAUCAUUUAAUGGGAAUAAAAUAAGCUCAAUUGGACCACAUAAUUUUGAAGGAAACGGUGAGAUGGAAAUAUUAAACUUAGCUGGAAAUGCAAUCAAAAUCAUUCAUCCAAACGCAUUCGAUAUGCUUCCAAAUUUGAAGGAAAUUGAUUUAAUUGAAAAUGUUUGCAUAUCUGAAGUGUUCACAUCAUUAACAUUUUCAGCAAUGAAAUUUAAAAUUCUUCGUCAAUGUCAAAACGACAUUUAUCCAAAUUUUAUUGAUCACAGUAAACCAUUUGUUCAAGAAACGAGUUCGCUUGCACCACAGAGCUUAUUUGAGAACGAAAACGAUCAGUUUAGAGCUGAUCCCAAUCUUGAUAUGCAGAAAUAUUACGAAGUGGAGAGAAAACCAUGCAAAUAUGAUGAAACAUACUCAGAUUUUUCAAAAUCAAACUUAUUCACUUGCUCCUUGGAAGAUGUCGUCGAAACAAAACCUUUUGUAAUUAAAGAUCAACCAGAAAAUCGUCGAGUUAAGCGAAUGAUACUCAAUGACAAUAAACUUAACAAUUUUCCUAAUGAUAUUGGUCAAACAUUUCCUAGUCUCAAGGAGCUGUCAGCGUCAAAUUCUACGUUAUCUUAUAUUCAUCCUGAAGCAUUCAAAGAUAUGCCUUUCCUUAAUAAUUUAGAUUUGAGUGAUAACAAUUUACAACUACUUCCUGAAAAAAUGUUUGACGAUUUAUUGUCGCUAGAAGAGUUAAAUUUAAGCGGAAAUAAACUUGAGUAUCUGGGAGACUUAAAAAUUGGUUCAUUAAAAAGCUUGCACCUUGAUGAGAACAAACUGAUUUGUAUUAGUCAUAAAGCAUUUUGGAAUUUUCCAAAUCUCGUAACUCUCAAUCUCGCUCGUAACCAUCUCACAAAACUUGACAAAAAUACUUUCAAAAAUAAUCUCCAACUCGAAUUUCUUAACUUAAAGGAAAAUGAUAUCAUAUCAAUCGACGAAACUACUUUUGAAAGAUUGGAAGAAUUAAAGGAACUUCACUUAGGUCAUAACAAAUGCAUUGAUACAAUGUUUGGACCAAAUUCGCAAGAAGAAAUUAAAAUUGCGCUUCAAAACCAGUGUUCACCGAUUGAAGUGCUUAAAUCACAACUAAAUAAAUGCAAUAACUUGAACAACAUCUGUAAAGGUGAUCAAGCAUCAUCAAUGCUUGUAAGCAGAUCGAUUAUUAUCAGCAUGAACAAAGAAAAUACAAAACUACGCAAUUUUUUGGUAAAUUCGGAGGAUAAAAUUUCUUCCUUAAAUAAAACCUUGCAUAGAAUGAGAAAUAACUUGAGUUAUGAGAAACAUUCCAAUCGCAAACUCAAAAAUGAAUUAAUAAUCCUUGAGAAUGAAAAUCAGCAACUUAGAAUGACAUGCGAGAACAGCAACAGACAAUCAAAUAUAAACUUGGAAUGUAAUUUCACGAAUACCUUACCUUUGUAUUAUUCAUGUGAAGCUGUAAAAUUGCAAGUUCUUUUCGAAAAUACAACAAUUCAAGAUGUCAAAGGUGAUCACGCAAGAGGCAAGAGAAAUGUCGAUGUUACAAGUUUGGAUGUCUCUGAUAAACUUGUCAAACUCAUUCCGAUUGGAAUUGGAAGCCAUUUCCCUAAUCUUAAAAAACUUGUUCUGAAGAAUACAUUCCUCGGAAAGAUAAAUGAAAACGAUUUCUCUGAUCUUGUUUCUUUGAAAGAAUUAAUCAUACUUGGAAAUGACAUAACUUCAAUCGAAAAUGGAUCAUUUAGUAACUUAAAACAAUUGGAGUUCUUAGAUUUGUCAAACAACAACAUCGAAUCACUUCCAUCAAUGAUUUUUGAUAGAAAUGCUAAUCUCAAAUUUUUAUAUCUCACAAACAACCAAAUCAAAACGGUUCUCUCCGAUUGGCUACCAGUGACGAACAAAAUCUACAGCUUCUCAGUAAAUCAAAAUAAAGUGGAAAACAUUGAUCCGAAAAUCUUGAAACGUCUCGUUGGAUCGAAGUACAUUGAUUUCACAAACAAUGAAUGCAUUGAUGAAAAAUAUAGCACCGAAGAAAACGGCCAAAUUUCAUCACUUAUGGCGCUUUUCGGAAAAAUUACUAUCCAAUGUGAGAUUACAGCAUGUGAAGGGUCGUGA
Messenger RNA from Clunio marinus, 8654 nucleotides. NCBI's taxonomy places the organism in Eukaryota, Metazoa, Arthropoda, Insecta, Diptera, Chironomidae. The record is from the annotation of a GenBank genome assembly.